GAAAAAUCCUUCGGCCGCGAUAGAGUCAAGCCUCCGUCGAAGGCUCGAAGCGAUCACCGUCACGAGCAAAUAGAGAGAGAGGCGAAGAUGGUGGCAGGAGAAGUAAAGAGGUUAGAGAUGAUGCAAGAUCUCUUCGGAGAUAACUCCGAGGAAGAAGAAGAAGAGAUUGAAUCCGAACAUGAAUCCAAUCCUCACCCCAACUAUCCUUCCGAUGAAGCUGAGGGAGGUGUGGAGCCUGUAGAAGAAGAAGGUGAAGAGGCUGUGGUUGAAGUUGACGUAGAAGCUGAAUCUGAGGGGGAACAGAGAGAUGUAGAAGAACUUGGCCAUGGAGAAAGUGAGGGUGAGAGGGAGCAAAGUUCACAGGAAGUUGAUGUUGCUGAUCCAGUGGAGGAAAGCGAAGAAGAAGAAGAAGGAAAUGAGGAGAGAGUAGCUGUGAAUAGGAGACAAGAUGUUGUUGAGAGUGGGUCAGAGAGGUCUGGUGAAAGGCGUUAUGAGUCUGAAGAUGAAGAGGUUGAGCAGAGAAGGAUUCAAAGAUCACCUAGUGAGGAGAAGGAAGAAGCUCCAGUUGCACAAUCAGACAUUAAUAUCCGUAAUGUAUUUGGAUCUUCGGAUGAUGAAGAAGACGCAGAAGAGUAUGUUCGUAAUGACAUUGAGCCUGAUGAACCUAGGUCGCCAGUAGAAGAUGAAGAGGGCUCUGAGAAGGAUCAGAGACCAGACGACGAUAUGGGACUUGAUGAUGUAAUCCCUGAAGAGGAUCCUCGCUACGAGUCAGAAGAUGAACAUGUUGAAUCUAGGCACAGGGACAGGCCUGUUGGCCCUCCUAUGGAAGUAGAAAUUCCUUUCCGUCCUCCUCCUGGUGAUCCUGAAAAGCUGAAUAUGAUAAAAGUUUCUAAUAUAAUGGGCAUUGAUCCAAAGCCAUUUGAUGCCAAGACAUUUGUUGAAGAAGAGACAUUUGAGAGUGAUGAACCUGGAGGGAAGAUGCGUAUUCGUCUAGCAAAUAAUAUUGUGCGCCAUAGGUUUGUUAAGGGUCGAGAUGGUAAAACAUAUAGUGAAAGUAAUGCUCGGUUUGUAAGGUGGUCAGAUGGAAGCUUACAGAUAAUGAUAGGACACGAAGUUCUUGAUAUAACUGAACAAGAUGCAAGACAAGACCAGAAUCACCUUUUAGUCAAACAUGAAAAGGGAAUCCUUCAAUCACAAGGAAAGAUUAUGAAGAAAAUGAGAUUUAUUCCAUCAUCUCUAACGUCAAAUUCGCAUAGGCUUUUGACUGCUCUUGUUGACUCGAGGCAAAAGAAGGACUUCAAAGUUAAGAACUGUGUCACUGACAUUGACCCUGAGAGGGAGAAGGAGAAGAGGGAAAGGAUGGAAAGCCAAAACCUCAAGGCUAGUACAAAGCUGAGUCAAGCAAGGGAGAAAAUUAAGCGCAAGUAUCCACUUCCUGUUGCGAGGAGACAACUUUCCACUGGAUACUUGGAAGAUGCUCUCGAAGAGGAUGAAGAGACAGACCAGUAUGGUUCACACCGCUCAAACCGUGGCUAUGAGGAGGAUCUUGAAGCUGAAGCGCAACGAGAACGAAGGAUAAUGAACGCCAAGAAGAGCCAGAAAGGCUUUUCAGGGAGGUCUUCAAUGACUUCAGCGAGACCAACAAGGCGUCAAGAGUAUUCAGAGAGUGAGAGAGAGGAAUCAGAGUAUGAGACUGAGGAAGAAGAAGAAGAGGAGGAAGAGGAAAGGCCACGUUCACGUAAAAGAGUCAAGGAGCCAGAAGAUGAGUAUGAGGAGGAAGUAGAAGAAGAUGAAGAAGAAGAAGAAGAAGAAGCUGAGGGAAUGAGGGGAGGUAAAGACGGUGGUGGUAGUGGCCGGAAAAGGAAAGGGAUUGAGUCAGAUGAGGAGGAGGAGUCUCCUCCGAGAAAAGCUCCGACUCAUCGUCGUAUGGCCAUGGUUUACGACAGUGAUGAAGACUAACACUUCUCAUCUAUCGCACUCUCCUGUUUCAUGAACUUUUUUUUUAUAUUCAGUCUUGAAGUAGACUCGCUUUAAUUA
Messenger RNA from Eruca vesicaria subsp. sativa (arugula), 2037 nucleotides. The record is from the annotation of a GenBank genome assembly. NCBI's taxonomy places the organism in Eukaryota, Viridiplantae, Streptophyta, Magnoliopsida, Brassicales, Brassicaceae.